Molecule: messenger RNA, 714 nt
Organism: Lathyrus sativus (Indian pea)
Lineage: Eukaryota; Viridiplantae; Streptophyta; Magnoliopsida; Fabales; Fabaceae
Source: the annotation of a GenBank genome assembly
AUGGCUCUUCAACUCUGGUCAACCCUUAAAGAAGCCAUUGUUGUUUACACUGGCCUUUCCCCAGCAACUUUCUUCACUCUCCUAGCGAUUUUCUUCACCCUCUACUACAUCGUCACAAGUCUCUUCGGUUCCUCAGACACCCCCCAACGCCAUGAUACCUCAAGGGACUUUGAUGCUCAGAUGGAGCCUCUUAAACCACCUGUUCAGAUCGGUGAAGUUACCGAGGAAGAGCUUAAAGAUUAUGACGGUAAUAACCCUGAUAAGCCCCUUCUUAUGGCUAUUAAGGGUCAGAUCUAUGAUGUUUCUCAAAGCAGGAUGUUUUAUGGCCCUGGUGGACGUUAUGCCCUGUUUGCCGGUAAGGAUGCUAGCAGAGCUCUAGCAAAGAUGUCAUUUGAAGAGAAAGAUUUAACCGGGGACAUAUCUGGUCUUGGCCCAUUUGAGCUCGAGGCCUUGCAAGAUUGGGAAUACAAGUUUAUGGGAAAGUACGUAAAGGUUGGAACUAUAAAAAACAGUGUUCCAGUAACCGAACCAGAAACCACUGGCGAACCUUCAGAAUCCACUUCUCCUGAUGCCGACCUUUCCAUUGCUCGUAAAAACAAUGAUGCUGCGGAAGCUUCUAAGCAUCAUGAAGAUGCACCUUCAGAAACUCCAGCUGUUGUUAAAAGUGAGGAAAAUACAGCUUCACAUGUUGAUGCAGAUCAUAAAGGGGAAUAA